GGCCCCGCCCCCCGCCCGGUCGAGCUCGGCCCCGCCAGCCAUGGUGAACCUGGGCCUGUCGCGGGUGGACGACGCCGUGGCCGACAAGCACCCGGGACUAGGGGAGUAUGCCGCGUGCCAGUCCAACGCCUUCCUGAAGGGCAUUUUCACCUUUGUCACAGGCACCGGUGCGACCUUCGGCCUGCAGAUGCUCGUUCAGAAGAAGUUUCCAUACCCCCUUCAGUGGAACCUGCUGGUGGCCGUGGUCGCAGGCUCAGUGGCCAGCUACUGGGUGACCCGCGUGGAGUCGCAGAAAUGCAGCAACCUCUGGCUCUUUCUGGAGACCGGGAAGCUCCCCAAAGAUGUGGGCACAGAUCAGCAUGACCAGGAGAGCUCCAGCCGGGGGCACAGAAGACAUGGGGCUGGAGAGUUCUAGAACAUAGCCCUCAGCACCUGUGCACCCCAGGCUGGCCCUCCGCACACCUGAAGGUACCCCAGCCCUGUCCCCUGCACACAUGCUCCUGCCCAGCCUGGCUGCCCAGGAGGUCAGACCAAGAGGUGCUGCGCCUGGGCGGCUGGCCUGCUGGGCAACAAAAACCCGUGGACACAGAGCUGGCGCAGGUGGAUCAGGCUGUCUCACGCUCUUUGGCAGCAGCAGCUCUGGGGCUCACAGUGGGGCUCCUGUGCUCCCUGCGCCUGACGCUCCCUUUCCGGCCCCUGCGCCCCCCUACCAAUCCCAGGCGACAGUGGCUGCUGGCGUUGUGGACUAAUAAACACCUUGCCCUUUUUCCCA
This is a messenger RNA of Phacochoerus africanus (Common warthog), 772 nucleotides long. It is a transcript of the gene TMEM141, whose product is annotated as transmembrane protein 141. The record is from RefSeq and is a predicted model, not a curated record. Bases 41 to 415 code for a protein of 124 amino acids. The transcript is spliced from 5 exons. Lineage: Eukaryota; Metazoa; Chordata; Mammalia; Artiodactyla; Suidae.